GAAAACCAAAAGAACAAAAAACAAGGAAAAUAUAGUAAUAUACUUAUGGGUUCUCUAACAGCUUCACCAAAACUACUAGUAGUUCACUUUAACAAUGAAGAAUUAAGGCCAGGCACAAUCACUUGGGAAUCUACAUGUAAAGAAAUUAGGUAUGCCUUUGAAAACCAUGGUUGCUUCAUAGCACUUUAUGACAAAAUCUCACCCCAACUUCAAAAAUCCAUUUUUCAAGCUAAUAGUCAACAAUUAUUUGAACUCCCUUUAGAGAAAAAAGUCUUAAACACAAGUGAAAAGCCUUAUCAUGGAUAUGUUGGCCAAAUUUCAUUUCUACCUAAUCAUGAAGCUUUUGGUAUUGAUUAUGCAACUACUUCUCAAGGUAUUCAAAGCUUUUCCAAUCUCAUGUGGCCUCAAGGAAAUGAAUCUUUUUGUGAGAGUUCAUUGAUGUUUUCCAAGAUUAUGGCGGAGUUGGAUAAGAAGGUUGUUAGAAUGUUGUUUGAGAGCUAUGGAAUCGAGAAAAAUUGUGAAUCAUACGUUGAAUCAACCACGUAUCUCCUUCGAUACUUGAAAUACGAUGCACCAAAGACGAUGGAAACUAGUAUGGUUUUUCCCCCACAUACCGAUAAAACGUUCACAACCAUACUAUACCCAAAUCACAUUUCAGGUUUGGAAGUUCAAACUAGAGAUGGUCAAUGGAUAACUCUUGAGUUUCCACCAUCUUCUUUUGUAGUCAUGGCUGGUGAAGCAAUCAGAGGAUGGAGCAAUGAUAGGGUGCUUAGUCCAAUUCAUAAGGUAAUUAUGGAUAUAAGUGGGAGUGAAACAAGAUACACUAUUGGAUUAUUUACUUUUUUAAAGGAUGAUAAAAUUAUACAAGUGGCAGAAGAAUUAGUUGAUGAAGAACAUCCAUUGAAGUUCAAGCCAUUUGUUCAUCUUGAUUUGAUCAAGUUCUUUGAUACAGAACGUGGUCGAAGAUCGCAGAAUUUAGUUAAAGAUUUUUGUGGUGUUUGAAAUUAUAUGAAUUUUUCAUAUAAUUUAUGUUUGGUUUCUUUUUAUUUCUAUAUUCCAACCUAGUAAUUUACUUCUUAUGUGUCUUGUUUGUAUAAUGAAUCCAAUAAAAUAUUGUACGUGAUAGUA
Solanum dulcamara is the source of this 1128-nucleotide messenger RNA. RefSeq names its product probable 2-oxoglutarate-dependent dioxygenase AOP1. The record is from RefSeq and is a predicted model, not a curated record. Gene Ontology annotation, molecular function: dioxygenase activity. NCBI's taxonomy places the organism in Eukaryota, Viridiplantae, Streptophyta, Magnoliopsida, Solanales, Solanaceae. The coding region runs from base 46 to 1002 and encodes 318 amino acids. The transcript has 3 exons.